AUGUUUUCGUGGAAACAAACCAAGAGGAUAAGAAAAAUUCCAUCUAUUCUAAAAUAUAUCCGUUAUUUUCUUAGCGAAAGUAACAUUCAUGGUCUUAAUCAUCUUGCAGAACCUAGGAGAAAUAUUUUAGAAUACAUUAUAUGGACCACAUCAAUUAUUUUGUCGAUUUAUGGCGCGAUAUUAUUAAGUAGAAAAACGUUAUUGAGGUAUCAAGAAAAUCCAACAGUGAUUUCGAUGGAGCGAAAUCGAUUUGCAUGGAACACUUCAUUUCCAUGCGUAACUAUUUGUCCCACAACUAAAAUUAGCGAAGGAGCACUUGAAGAAUAUUUACACAAAUCAAAUGCUACAGAUAAAGUUAAAUUAAAAGCAUUUAUUCUUUCUUUAGCAUCAGCAACUUACACAAAUUUUGAUAGCGUUGUUCCAUACGAUGGAAUUGAGAGUAAAGAUUACAUGGAUUUAUUAUUUAAAUUGAAAUUUGAAUUUAAACCUUCAAUAACUGGUUCUGUUGUACACGCCCAACAUAUGGCUUUACAACAAACAGUUUUGGAGCUAGGAAUUUGUUAUAGUUUUAAUUCACAAUUAGCUUAUUAUAAUUCGGAAAUGUAUUGGAAGGAAAAUAAGGACGGUUUAGUUGAACAACAUUCACCGUUUUAUGUUAAUCCUUUGGAUGGGGAGGUUUUCACUAACAUCGUUAAUAUGUCGACGGGAUAUUCAAUUUUUAUCCAUGGUCCUUACGAAACCGCCGAUAUAUCAAGCAAAAAUAUAACCGUAACAAACGGAUUCUUUUUACAAAUAUUUCUUACCGGAUUAUCUUUGUAUAGUUCCGAAAGAAUUAGAGGAUUAUCAGUGACCCAACGAAAAUGUCGCUUUUAUGAUGAAUCCAAUCUACUAAGAUCCCCCGUUUACUCCAUGGCGCUUUGUAGAAUGGAAUGUAGAGCAAUGUUAUCUCAAAAAUUAUGCGGAUGUAUCCCACAUUUUUAUCGGAAAAUCAAUGGGGAUAAAGUUUGCGACGUUCAAGGCUUGCAUUGUCUUGCAAAACAUAAAGAGCGGUUUAUUUCGAUGAAAAAGGAAUGUUUAUGUUACCAAAAUUGCGAAGAAUCAAAUUACGUCGUUGAAGAUACUGAUUUAAAACAGUGGUUCUUAGGUUCAAGUUUAUUAUGGGGGUUGAAAGAAUAUCCAACAAUGAGGUUAAAACGUGAUGUUAUUUUUGGAUUUUCAGAUUUGUUAGUUUACAUCGGCGGAAUGAUUGGUUUAUUUUUAGGAUGUAGCGUAUUGAGUUUAAUCGAAAUUGUUUACUUCUUCACAUUACGUCUGUUUUGGUAUUGGAAGAAACGGAACGAUUAAAUCCGCGUAUUUAUUUAUAACAUUUUAAACAUCCACGUUAUAUCUUGCAGAAAACUAAAUUGUUCAAAUAGAAGCCGUGUCGGUUAUCAAAAUAACAACUGUAAUAUUUCAAAAAUAGGGUUAGUACCAUUGACACACUAUAAAAAG
Molecule: messenger RNA, 1491 nt
Organism: Onthophagus taurus
Lineage: Eukaryota; Metazoa; Arthropoda; Insecta; Coleoptera; Scarabaeidae
Product: sodium channel protein Nach
Biological process (GO): sodium ion transmembrane transport
Cellular component (GO): plasma membrane
Molecular function (GO): ligand-gated sodium channel activity
Source: RefSeq, a predicted model, not a curated record